GUGGAGUUUCCCCAACCCUGAGAGGUGGGGGAAGAGGACGAGGAGGAGGGCGGUCGUCCCGGGUUAGGUUGAGGCGGGGGUGUCGGUCCGUUCAGGGCGGGGGAUGACUCACAGCCCAUCCCAUCUCCCCGACGCCGCCCGCCCGCGCAGAACUAGUUCCAUGGCAUAGCGGGGAGGAGGCGGUGGCGACCGGGGGGUGGGUGGGAGGGGACUCUUAUUUUGUUAGGGGGACCGGGCCGAGGCCCGACCGGCCUGGCAGGGCUCGCCCGGGGCCGGGCGUCAUGUCUCAUGCGGCCGAGCCAGCUCGGAACGGCGUAGAGGCCAGCGUGGAGGGCCCUCGAGCCGUGUUCGUGCUGUUGGAGGAGCGCAGGCCGGCCGACUCGGCCCAGCUGCUCAGCCUGAACUCUUUGCUUCCGGAAUCUGGGAUUGUUGCUGAUAUCGAAUUAGAAAACGUCCUUGAUCCUGACAGCUUCUACGAGCUCAAAAGUCAACCCUUACCCCUACACUCAAGCCUCCCAAUAUCACUGCAGGCCACACCAACCACCCCAGCUACACUCUCUGCAUCGUCUUCUGCAGGGGGCUCCAGGACCCCUGCCAUGUCGUCAUCUUCUUCAUCGAGGGUCUUGCUGCGGCAGCAGCUCAUGCGGGCCCAGGCGCAGGAGCAGGAGAGGCGUGAGCGUCGGGAACAGGCUGCAGCGGCUUCCUUCCCCAGUCCUGCACCUGCCUCUCCUGCCAUCUCUGUAGUUGGUGUCUCUGCUGGGGGCCACACAUUGGGCCGCCCACCGCCUGCUCAGGUGCCCAGGGAGGUGCUAAAGGUGCAGACUCACCUGGAGAACCCAACACGCUACCACUUACAGCAGGCACGCCGGCAGCAGGUGAAACAAUACCUAUCUACCACACUUGGGCCUAAGCUGGCUUCUCAGGCCCUCACCCCACCGCCAGGGCAGGCGAGUGUACAGCCGCUGCCUGCCCCUGAGGCUGCCCAUGCUACCGGCCCCACAGGGAGUGCUCCCAACAGCCCCAUGGCACUGCUCACCAUCGGGUCCAGUUCAGAGAAGGAGAUUGAUGAUGUCAUUGAUGAGAUCAUCAGCCUGGAGUCCAGUUACAAUGAUGAGAUGCUCAGCUAUCUGCCCGGAGGCACUGCAGGGCUACAGCUCCCCAGCACACUCCCUGUAUCAGGAAAUCUGCUUGAUGUGUACAGUAGUCAGGGCGUGGCCACACCAGCCAUCACCGUCAGUAACUCCUGCCCAGCUGAGCUGCCCAACAUCAAACGAGAGAUCUCUGAGACCGAGGCAAAGGCUCUUUUGAAGGAACGACAGAAGAAAGACAAUCACAACCUGAUUGAGCGUCGCAGGCGAUUCAACAUUAACGAUCGGAUCAAGGAGCUGGGCACUCUCAUCCCCAAGUCCAGUGACCCGGAGAUGCGCUGGAACAAAGGCACCAUCCUGAAGGCCUCUGUGGAUUAUAUUCGCAAGUUGCAGAAGGAGCAACAGCGCUCCAAAGACCUGGAGAGCCGGCAGCGAUCCCUGGAGCAGGCCAACCGCAGCCUGCAGCUCCGAAUUCAGGAGCUAGAACUGCAGGCCCAGAUUCAUGGUCUGCCGGUACCUCCCAGCCCAGGGCUUCUCUCCCUGGCCACGACUUCAGCCUCUGACAGCCUCAAGCCAGAGCAGCUGGACGUUGAAGAAGAGGGCAGGCCGGGGACAGCAACGUUUCAUGUAGCAGGGGGACCUGCCCAGAAUGCUCCCCAUCAGCAGCCCCCAGCGCCACCCUCAGAUGCCCUUCUGGACCUGCACUUUCCCAGCGACCACCUGGGGGAUCUAGGGGACCCCUUCCACCUGGGGCUGGAGGACAUUCUGAUGGAGGAGGAGGAGGGGGCGGUGGGAGGACUGUCGGGGGGUGCCCUAUCUCCUCUACGGGCUGCCUCCGACCCCCUGCUCUCUUCAGUAUCCCCGGCUGUCUCCAAGGCUAGCAGCCGCCGCAGCAGCUUCAGCAUGGAGGAGGAGUCCUGAUCAGGCCUCACCCCUCCCCUGGGGCUUCCCCACCCAGGAAAGGAGGACAAGUCAGGAUGAGGACCUGCCUUUUCCCCCACCUUCCCUUGAGACUGCCCUGCCCUGGUAUUCUGGGGGAAGAGGAGAUGUAAUCAGGCCCCACCCAGUAAUCAUGCAAGGAGGAGGAGUCAGAUGAGGCCCUGCCACUUCCCCAAAGGAACAGCCCAGUGCAGGUAUUUCAGAGGGAGAAGGCUGCAGGUGUUAAGAUCAGGGCCUGUCCCCUGGGGAUCACAGCCUCAGCCCUUCCCCUGUGGGACCCAUCCUUGCCUAGGUGAGGGAAGGAGACUGGAUGGGGUCCCAUCCCUGUCCCCUAGGGACUGUCCUAGCCAGGUCUCCUAGGAAAAGGAGAUACCGGGAUAGUGCUCCAUCCCUUUUCUUGGAACCACCACUCUGGUCCAUCCUGGCAUAGAAGAGGAAUCAAAUGAUAGAGAUUCUAGCCUUGGGGGUUUAAGCCCUGCCCCUUCCCCAUGAGCCCUGCUGUGCCCAGGCCAGGAAUGGAAGUGAGGAUGAGACCUGGCCCCUUCUCCUGGGAACUCAAUUCUGGCCUUCUAGGAAUGGAGAAGCCAGGCCCCGCCCCAGAAGGGGUGGGAAUGGGCAGGGAGGACAGCCUAGCACAGGUAUUUCAGGUGUGGAGGAGUCAGUAGGACCAGUCCACUCCAUGUGGAGAUCACAGCCCUGCCCUUGUUUGUCCCUUAGCAAUAUCCCAUCCAAGCAUUCCAUACUGCAGGGAGGAGUGGUGCUUAAGCUCCCCCACCUUAGCCUGGGAUCAACCUGAUCAAACCUUACUAGGGCUCUGAGACAACCUUGCUCUUGGAGAAGGUGGUAGACCUUAAAAUCUUAUUGAUUGACCUUUCCAGACCUAGAUCUGGAGUGAGAGUUGGGCCCCCAUCCCUGGGCAGUCUUGCCUUCUUCCUUGAGGGGCAGUUUGGGGAAGUGAUGGGGAUCAGAGAGCACUGAGUCCAGGUUCCCAGUAUUGUUUUUCAACAUGUAAAGGAACAAGAUGAAGGAAGGGGCCAUUCCUGGGAGUUCCUCAGCCCAGGAAAAAGUGGAAGCCUCUCCCACCAAGGCAGAGGUUUGGAGGAGGGUUGCAAAAGCAUAUGGUACCCUCUUGUUUGUUUAUCUGGUUUUUUUUAUUGACCUCCCUACUCAGAAGCUAGGUCACCCCCAACCUCUGGCCCCCACCCAGUUCUCCAUUUGGAGGUAUCUCCCCAUUUCAGAGUUAUCAAGAGACACUCCCUGCCCAUUCCCAGCCCUUCUACCACCUACACCCAAGGUUGUCAGCUUUGGAUUGCUGGGGCCAGGCCCCAAGUAGGGUGUACUGAGGGGUCUGUAGGUUUGUGAUUAAAAUAAUAAACGCUAGGCGUGUUUGGUGCGCUUUUAACUUUGGCA
Messenger RNA from Microcebus murinus (gray mouse lemur), 3437 nucleotides. It is a transcript of the gene TFE3, whose product is annotated as transcription factor binding to IGHM enhancer 3. Gene Ontology annotation, biological process: positive regulation of DNA-templated transcription; regulation of transcription by RNA polymerase II; humoral immune response. Gene Ontology annotation, cellular component: nucleus. NCBI's taxonomy places the organism in Eukaryota, Metazoa, Chordata, Mammalia, Primates, Cheirogaleidae. The record is from RefSeq and is a predicted model, not a curated record. Gene Ontology annotation, molecular function: RNA polymerase II cis-regulatory region sequence-specific DNA binding; protein dimerization activity; DNA-binding transcription factor activity, RNA polymerase II-specific.